This is a messenger RNA of Nymphaea colorata (pocket water lily), 732 nucleotides long. Its product is annotated as transcription factor MYB1-like. Bases 1 to 732 code for a protein of 243 amino acids. The record is from RefSeq and is a predicted model, not a curated record. NCBI's taxonomy places the organism in Eukaryota, Viridiplantae, Streptophyta, Magnoliopsida, Nymphaeales, Nymphaeaceae. The transcript is spliced from 3 exons.
AUGUCUCCGGCAGCCGUCGGCAGUAGUGCCGCUGCAAGUGUACGCAUAAGGAGAGGUGGAUGGAGCAAGGAGGAAGAUAGCUUGCUCAGGAACUGCGUGGAGACGUAUGGGGAGGGGAACUGGCACCUUGUUCCCCACAGAUCAGGCCUGAAAAGGUGUCGGAAAAGUUGCAGACUCAGAUGGCUGAACUACCUAAGUCCAAACAUCAAGCGCGGUCACUUUUCAACAGAUGAAGUGGACCUUAUCAUCAGAAUGCAUCGGCUAUUGGGAAACAGAUGGACGCUGAUUGCUGGAAGAAUGCCUGGGAGGACGGCCAACGACGUCAAGAACUACUGGAACUCCCACUUGGCUAAAACGUUUUCGGCCAAUCCUACAGCUACAAGAGAGAUCCCAGCAACACCUCCUCGCGUCGUCGUCCACAGGCCGAAGGCUCACAGAGUCUCCACGAGACAGCGUGAGUUGCUGGGCCAGAUCUGUCCACGAAGGGAACCCAAUCUCAACCCUCCGGCCAGCUCUUCGCAGCCGCUGGACAUUGAGAAGACGCCACAACAAUUUCCUGCGCCGAAUCCAUCAAGCUCCGAUCUGCCAUCGCUGCCUGGAGAUCUGGACCUAGGGGAGUUUGCACCAGGAGGAGAUUUCUUCCUUAAUGAUGCUGAAUUUGAUGACUUAUUCUGCGAUCCAUUUUUUUGGGAUUGGCUGAAGGAUGACGAUGGUCCUUCACUAUUAGAUUAA